This is a messenger RNA of Cuculus canorus (common cuckoo), 4253 nucleotides long. RefSeq names its product 5',3'-nucleotidase, mitochondrial (gene NT5M). The record is from RefSeq and is a predicted model, not a curated record. The transcript has 5 exons. Bases 158 to 859 code for a protein of 233 amino acids. Gene Ontology annotation, molecular function: 5'-nucleotidase activity. Lineage: Eukaryota; Metazoa; Chordata; Aves; Cuculiformes; Cuculidae. Gene Ontology annotation, biological process: pyrimidine deoxyribonucleotide catabolic process.
AUCCCCUUCUCCUGCCCAGACCCCCUCCAUCCCCUGCCCUAAGCCCCCCGUGCCCUGUUCUGAGCUUCCUCUCUCCACCUGGAGUGCCUCUAUCCCCUACCCUGAACCUACCCCACCUGCAGACCCCCCCAUCUCCUGCCCCAAGGCCCCCUCUACCAUGAUUUUGCUCAGCAGCUUCUUGCACCUUCGGCCUCGGUGCUGCGUCGCCCCAUUUGCAGGGCUGGGCAGGGGGCUUGGCCCCAUGGCGGGUUCCCGCAGGACUCUACGGGUGCUGGUGGACAUGGACGGGGUGCUGGCCGACUUCGAGGGAGGCUUCCUCAAGAAGUUCAGGGCCAGAUACCCUGAUGAGCCUUACAUUGCCCUGGAAGACCGGAGGGGCUUCUGGGUGUCGGAGCAAUACGGGCGCCUGGGACCCGAGCUGAGCGAGAAAGCGAUCAGCAUCUGGGAAUCCAAGAACUUCUUCUUGGAGCUGGACCCGCUCCCUGGGGCUGUGGAAGCUGUGAAGCAAAUGGCAAAUUUGGCAGACACUGACGUGUUCAUCUGCACAAGCCCGAUCAAGAAGUACUGCUACUGCCCUUACGAGAAGUAUGCCUGGGUGGAGAAGCACUUUGGCCCCGAGUUUCUCGAGCGGAUCGUUUUGACACGAGAUAAGACGGUGGUUUCUGCUGACUUGCUUAUAGACGACAGACCUGAUAUAACAGGGGCUGAGCUGAACCCCAGCUGGGAGCACGUGCUUUUUACAGCCUGUCACAACAAGCACCUGCAGCUGAAGCCCCCCAGCCGCAGGCUGCAGUCCUGGACCGAUGACUGGAAGGCCAUUCUGGACAGCAAACGCCUACCACCCUGCUGGACCACCUAAACACUGGCUUGCAGCCACCCACUUGUGUCCCUGCGGAGGCCUGCUGAAGACUGAAACCACUGAUGGACAGAUGGAGGGAUGCUGUCCCUGCUGCAGGAAGGAAGAGGAGGGCGACCUGAAGUGCCAUGGCCACCUGGACCCAGGGAGCGGACCCCAUCCUGGCUGUUCCACAAGGGACCAGCCGCAGGAUUGACCCUAUGGGUGUGGCAGCCCAGCUGGGGGGUGUUUUCCACCAGCUCUGGGCUCUCUGUGCUGCAUCUACACUGCUGGUGAGGCCAGCACAGUGUUUCUGACAGACACGGUCACCCUCAGCGUGUCGUUGCCCUUGUCAGGUGCACCGCAUGGCACACACCGGCUCUCCGUCCUGCUCUGUGUAGCAGGCAGGGAUUGUGCAGGUGGUUCGUUGCAUCCUCACAGGUUUGCAAACCAAGGGAGUUUGCAAAGCCUUGGGGGCUUUUCGUUCGGGGAGAGGAAGAGCUGGAAGGGCAGCAGGAGCUGGUGGAUGCUGCCCAGGCUGCCUGCUCUGCUGUGCUGUUCCUUGCAGCCAAUACAACAGGAUGGCUACAGACUUCCCUGCAGGAAGAGUCCCUGCAGCGGGAUAUAGGGACAGUACCACUCGUCCUGUGGAUCUGGCCAUGGGGAGGGAACCCUGAGGCACUGUCACACCUGAGAUACAGCUGGCACGAGGGCUCCCUGCUCGCCCUUGUCCCUGAGGAGCUGCCACAGCUUUGGAGCUGGGACUUUAGAGCUGAUUUGGGAUGAAUUGAGGGGCUUUUCUUAUGCUCGUUGCUUGUGGGCUGCUGACCCGGGGCAUCACUGGGGCAGCGAGCAGGCUACGGUUGUGUCGGCACCAGCCCUUCCUGGGAGUGGGGCAGCUCCUGCAGGAGCUCUUGGCUCACGCUGCCAGCCAGUGAUUGGUAGCUCCUUGGUUUUCAAAACCAGGAAGGUCUGCACAAUCAAAGCGCUCCAUCUCCCUCCUGGUAGUGUCCAACAUCAGCCUGCCAGGAAGGCUCUGAGUGUGCAUCUGCGAGGCACGCUUCUUCUUUAAUGGAAAUCCUGGGUACUGCAUCCCACCAGGAUGAGGCACAGGGAUGGCUGGUGCUGCAGAGCAUCCUGAAGUCUUCAGUGUGGAGCUGCCUGGGAAGAUGCCGCUGGGUGGAGAAGGGGUGCUGGUGGAGGAGCUAUGGCAUUGCUGAGAAGUGGGUAAAGCAGAGGCAUCAUGGAUGUCUGAAGGGCAAAUUUGAGGGUUGUGUUGGUGGAGGAUUGUCAUGGCCAUGUCUGUGGGUGCGGUUUUAAGUCCUCACACACCACCAGGAAAGAAGCUGGGAGGAUGUUGCUGUUAAAGGCUGGAGAGCCUGUCAGAGGUGCCCAUGAAGCUGUAACCCAGGUUCAGUUUGUUCUGCAGCUCCACUGCUGUCCCAGCUCUGGACAUCGGGGGACAGCAUGCUGCCUACCCCACUCACCUUAUGCCAGGACCCUUACAGCGAGGUGUUGGGCUGGUGGAAAGGGGCCGUGUCAUAUGCAGCUGUGCCCAACAUCACUGACAGAUGGCUGGGCUGAGGCUGCUGAGCUCUUGGAGCGGGGAAUGCUGCUGGGAAGCUGCGCCUGGGCACUGAACAGAGAACAUUUGGACCAAGGGGCAGCUGCAAGAGGGAUGCUUUUUGCAGAGGUGUGCUCACAACCUCUUCACCCCCUUCCUGGCUCUUUCCUGCACCAGCCUGAACUUGAACAGCAGGGGCUCAGCGGGCGCUGGCAGCAGCACUAAAAAGCAGCGGCUACAGCUUCUCCACCCAGCUGUGGAGAAAAGCCAUCCCAGCUGCUGGGGAGAGCUGGGUGUCCAGCUAUGGGAGCUGGUGCUGGGCUGUCCUGGGCAAAGCCCCAGGGGCACGCUGGGUGCGUCAGGGCUGCUGUGCGUCAUUGCUGACAUGGCAGAGACCACGCGGCCCCCGCUGUCCAUCAUGCUGUCUGGCAUCCCAGUGCAUGCUCCCACUCUGCUGGCCCAAGGAGUAAAUUCCCCACUGGGACACAUAGCCCCAUGAGCAGGGGCAGUAGCCAGGGCUUGGCCAGGGUUAGCCACUCUGCACUGCUUGCUUACACUUCUGGCUUGCCUCUCCUCUCUUCUAUGGGCCCCCAUCAGCAAAAACCUGUGUGAGCUCAAAGCUACAUAGCCAACACAUAACCUAUUUCAGCAGCUGCCAGCCCUCACUAUAUCUGGGUGCUGGAAAGGCUGUUGAAGUCAGUGCUUCUGAGUCUGUGCCUUCCCCAGGUGCUGUGGUGCCAGGGAUAAAGCCCACAUUGUCAUGAGUCUUUCUGACAGCUGCCCUGUCUCUUGAGAUGGGGUGAGUGCAUAAAGACGGCACAAUUGGUCCUUUGGUGGCAGGAGUUACAUACCACAAGGAUUUUUUUUUUUCAUUUUCUGUUUAAACCACUUGUGUGCUUCUCUGGGUGGUGGGUUUGGUUUGGGAGUUGUGUUUGCAAGGGGUGUUUGCAAUGUGCAGCCACCUGAGAUGCACCCUGGCCAAGAGCUGCCUUGGCUGGGGGUUUGCAGACAGGGAUCUGGGACUGCAUGUGAGUACCGUGGGCAGCCCCUGUGGCUGCUGAGCAUCCCAUACCCCUUGGUCUUGCUGGAGCCCUGCUCGCUGCCAGCCCCUGUGCAGCUGGGGUGGCAUUGUGGGGUCCAAGCUUUCUUUUUUUUCCCAGCAACACCGUUUAAACGUGAGUUGCCCAAGCUCUCUGGAGCAUUCAUGCUGCCCAUCCUCAAGCCAAAACUGUGAGCUGGCAUAUUGUUACAGCAGCUGCCCAAGCCAGCCUGAAACUGGGGUGGACCUGAGGGAUGUGGCCCUCUGGGGGCCAGUGGGUCUUUCCCCCUUCGUGGGACAUGUGAUGUUGGAGACACCAUAAUCAGUUCACACCAAAUAUACUUGAAAGCAGAGCUGGAGUUCCGUAUGUGUGAGACUCUGACUUAACGCACAGAAAUCCCACACAGGCAAGCUGGCCUGUUUACACCUGCAGAUCCUGGGAUUGGGAAGCAGCUCCAUCACCCAACAGACUGGCCCUAUCAAUAUCCCAGUCUUUCUUGGGCAGCUAAGAAGCACAGAGCUUUUAUUUUUAAAUGUAUAUCUAUAAAACUGAAGGCCGGUGAGGAGCACUGCAAUAAACACUGGGUUUUAUUGGCAUCCAGCUUGGGUUUUGCACUUUCCCACCUGCAGCUCUGUCCUCUGUGUGAGGCUGGAGGGUUUUGCCCAUGGGCUUUGGAAGGUCUCCACAUCCAAAAAGCCUAAAACCAGCCCACAGCAGUGCCACUGCCCUGUGAGGCUGAGACCGUGUGGGCAGAAAAAGCCAAGGGGUUGUUUUGGGUAGUGAUCAGCUUCCUAAAGAUCUUUUAUGAUAAAUA